Salvelinus sp. IW2-2015 is the source of this 1191-nucleotide messenger RNA. RefSeq names its product cyclin-dependent kinase 6-like. NCBI's taxonomy places the organism in Eukaryota, Metazoa, Chordata, Actinopteri, Salmoniformes, Salmonidae. Gene Ontology annotation, biological process: regulation of G2/M transition of mitotic cell cycle; G1/S transition of mitotic cell cycle; regulation of gene expression. The record is from RefSeq and is a predicted model, not a curated record. Gene Ontology annotation, cellular component: cytoplasm; cyclin-dependent protein kinase holoenzyme complex; nucleus. Gene Ontology annotation, molecular function: cyclin binding; ATP binding; cyclin-dependent protein serine/threonine kinase activity.
UCCAUCCUAGUUGCAACCAACUACGAAAUCGGCCGGUCAUGGAGGUCAAUGGGUGCGAUGAACAUCAGAAUUAUGAAAUACUUGCAGAGAUAGGCGAAGGCGCAUAUGGCAAAGUGUACAAGGCCAGAGAGGUCCGCGAUCAACAGCGACUCGUAGCGGUGAAGAAGUUGAACAUACCCGGACACACGGAGAGUGGGAUUCCUGCUUUCAUGAUCCGAGAGGUGGCGCUCUUGCGUAAGAUCGGGUAUUUCAACCAUCCCAACAUUGUGAAGUUGUUGGACGUAUCUGCUGGUCUGAAGAACAGGAGUUUGGACCUGACGCUGGUGUUUGAGUACAUCGACCAAGACCUGUCUACCUUCCUCACCACGGUCCCCAGCACUGGACUGAGUCUUGACAAAAUUAAGGAUGUGAUGGUGCAGCUGCUGCAGGGGCUGGACUUCCUGCACACCAACAUGCUGGUGCACCGGGACCUGAAGCCGGAGAAUGUACUGGUUAGUAGCCGUGGAGAGGUGAAGAUCGCUGACUUUGGGCUGGCGCGCAUCUACACCUAUCACAUCGCCCUUACACCCUGUGUGGUGACACUGUGGUACAGGGCCCCCGAGGUGCUGCUCCACUCUGGUUACAUGUCCUCCGUGGACAUGUGGAGCGCUGGCUGCAUUUUUGCCGAACUGUUCCUUUUGAGACCGUUGUUCCGUGGAUACACUGAGGCUCAGCAGCUCCAGAAAAUCUUUGAGGUGAUUGGCUUGCCCAGUGAGGAGGACUGGCCCAGGGAGAGCCCCAUCUCAUACUCCCGUAGCUGGUGCCCCAGAGACCCCUGCACCCAGCUCUUAUCCAACCUGGGCCAGGAGGAGAACAACCUGCUCCUUCAAUGUCUAGAGUUCAGCCCGACCAAUCGCAUCUCAGCUUCCAGAGCCCUCUCCCACCCUUUCCUGGUGUGCGCCUGAGGACUCAUAACCUGGCAGGAUGUGGAGAGGAGGGAGGAGAGCUGGGACAGAGGUUMAUUUCCCUUGGAAUCCUUUUACCUAGCCUAUAGAACACUGAGGGUUCUCGUGCCGUAAGAUCCGAUGUACCUAUACCGAAAUGUAGAAUKUUUUGGAAUGGAAGUAAAAGUGAAAAUAUUUAGAAGAUAAAUCUGCAGGUUAAGAAAUAAAGUGGSCACCAUGCCACUGUUUUGGUAAAAAGUUGAGAGAU